This is a messenger RNA of Mandrillus leucophaeus (drill), 3665 nucleotides long. It is a transcript of the gene ZNF780A, whose product is annotated as zinc finger protein 780A. The record is from RefSeq and is a predicted model, not a curated record. Gene Ontology annotation, cellular component: nucleus. Lineage: Eukaryota; Metazoa; Chordata; Mammalia; Primates; Cercopithecidae. Gene Ontology annotation, biological process: regulation of transcription by RNA polymerase II. Bases 227 to 2152 code for a protein of 641 amino acids. Gene Ontology annotation, molecular function: DNA-binding transcription activator activity, RNA polymerase II-specific; RNA polymerase II cis-regulatory region sequence-specific DNA binding. The transcript is spliced from 6 exons.
AGGUCUUCACAUCAGAGGACGAGAUCCGUGGCUGCGGGAGGUCUCUGCUGACUGGGGCUGGAGCCUGACUGACCCGACAGUGCGGGUGGGCUAGAGGGAGGUACUCAAGAUCGUGUUAUUAUCCAAAAGAAGCACCUGGAGGAAGAUGAGAGCAUUAUUUCUGCACAUCUAAAAGUCAAGGGGGAGAAGCACGAGGAAGAUUGACCAAUUUUGUAAUUCUAGAAACAUGGUCCAUGGAUCAGUGACAUUCAGGGAUGUGGCCAUUGACUUCUCUCAGGAGGAGUGGGAGUGCCUGCAGCCUGAUCAGAGGACCUUGUACAGGGACGUGAUGUUGGAGAACUACAGCCACCUGAUCUCACUGGGAAGUUCCAUUUCUAAACCAGAUGUGAUUACGUUACUUGAGCAAGAGCAAGAGCCCUGGAUGGUUGUAAGGAAAGAAACAAACAGAUGGUAUCCAGAUUUGGAGUCAAAAUAUGGACCUGAGAAAGUAUCUCCAGAAAAUGACAUCUCUGAAGUAAAUUUACCCGAACAGGUUAUAAAGCACAUAAGUACAACUCUUGGCCUUGAGGCCUUUUAUUUUAGAAACUACUCAGAAUAUGGAAGAUUUGAGGGACUACAGGGGUAUCAAGAAGGACAUAUCAAUCAAAAGAUGAUCAGCUGUGAAAAACUGCCUACUUAUACUUCUCAUGCUUCUCUUAUUUGCAAUACACAUAAACCGUAUGAAUGUAAGGUAUGUGGGAAAUACUUUAGUCGUAGUGCAAAUCUUCUUCAGCAUCAGAGUAUUCAUACUGGAGAGAAACCCUUUGAAUGUAAGGAGUGUGGGAAAGCCUUUCGACUUCACAUACAAUUUACUCGACAUCAGAAAUUUCAUACUGGUGAGAAACCUUUUGAAUGUAACGAAUGUGGAAAGGCCUUUAGUCUUCUUACCCUGCUUAAUCGCCAUAAGAACAUUCACACAGGUGAGAAACUGUUUGAAUGUAAGGAAUGUGGGAAGUCCUUUAAUCGUAGUUCAAACCUUGUUCAACAUCAGAGUAUUCAUGCUGGUGUGAAACCAUAUGAAUGUAAGGAGUGUGGGAAAGGCUUCAAUCGUGGUGCACACCUUAUUCAGCAUCAGAAAAUUCAUUCCAAUGAGAAACCCUUUGUAUGUAAGGAAUGUGGGAUGGCCUUUCGAUAUCAUUACCAACUUAUUGAACAUUGCCAAAUUCAUACUGGUGAGAAACCCUUUGAAUGUAAAGAAUGUGGAAAGGCGUUUACUCUUCUGACAAAGCUUGUUCGACAUCAGAAGAUUCAUACUGGUGAGAAACCCUUUGAAUGCAGAGAAUGUGGGAAGGCCUUUAGUCUUCUCAACCAGCUUAAUCGCCAUAAGAACAUUCACACAGGUGAAAAACCAUUUGAAUGUAAGGAAUGUGGGAAGUCCUUUAAUCGUAGCUCAAACCUUGCUCAACAUCAGAGUAUUCAUGCUGGCGUAAAACCAUAUGAAUGUAAGGAGUGUGGUAAAGGCUUUAAUCGUGGUGCACACCUUAUUCAGCAUCAGAAAAUUCAUUCCAAUGAGAAACCUUUUGUAUGCAGGGAAUGUGAGAUGGCCUUUAGAUAUCAUUGCCAACUUAUUGAACAUUCUCGAAUUCAUACUGGUGACAAGCCAUUUGAAUGUAAAGACUGUGGGAAGGCUUUCAAUCGUGGCUCGAGCCUUGUUCAACAUCAGAGUAUUCACACUGGUGAGAAGCCCUAUGAAUGUAAGGAAUGUGGGAAGGCUUUUAGACUUUACCUACAACUUUCUCAACAUCAGAAAACUCAUACAGGUGAGAAACCCUUUGAAUGUAAGGAAUGUGGGAAAUUAUUCCGUCGUGGUUCAAAUCUUAAUCAACAUCGAAGUAUUCAUACUGGAAAGAAACCCUUUGAAUGUAAGGAAUGUGGGAAAGCCUUUCGACUUCAUAUGCACCUUAUUCGACAUCAGAAAUUGCAUACUAGUGAGAAACCCUUUGAAUGUAAGGAGUGUGGGAAAGCCUUUCGACUUCAUAUGCAACUUAUUCGACACCAGAAAUUGCAUACUGGUGAGACACCCUUUGAAUGUAAGGCAUGUGGAAAGGUUUUUAGUCUUCCCACCCAGCUUAAUCGCCAUAAGAAUGUUCACACAGGUGAGAAGCCAUCUUGAAUGUAAGGAAUGUGGAAAAUCCUUUAAUCGUGUCUCAAACCAUGUUCAACAUCAGAGUAUUCAUGCUGGUGUAAAACCAUGUGAAUGUAAGGAGUGUGGGAAAGGCUUCAAUCGUGGUUCAAACCUUACUCAGCAUCACAAAAUUCAUUCCAGUGAGGAACUCUUUGUAUGUAAGGAGUGGAGGAAGACCUUUAGAUAUCAUUACCAACUUACUGAACAUUACCAAAUUCACACUGGUAAAAAAAAACCCUUUGAAUGUAAAGAAUGUGGAAAGGCCUUUAGUUUUCUGACACAGCUUGCUGGACUUCAGAUCAUUUACACUGGCGAGAAGCCAUUUGAAUUUGAGGAAUGUGGGAAGGCCUUCAAUAGUGGCUCAAACCUUAUUCAACAUCAGAGUAUUCAUACGGGUGAGAAACUCUAUGAAUGUAAGGAGUGUGGGAAAACUUAGAUUUAGUUUGGUCCUGACUGCACAUCAAAGAAUUCAUACUGGUAUGAAGCCCUGUGAAUGUACAGAAUGUGGGAAGACCUUUAGUUGUAGCUCAAACAUUGUUCAACACGUUAAAAUUCAUACUGGUGAGAAACCCUAGAAUGUAAGGAAUGUGGGAAAGCAUUUACUGUGGAUUAUCAGCUUUCUUAACAUCAGAAAAUUCAUAAUCGUUAGAAAUUUUAUGACUAUAAGGAGUGUGGAGAAGCCUUCACUGUGUAUGAAAAAUUUACUCAACACCGGAGAGCUCAUAUUGAUGAGAAAUCUUGUGAACAUAAAAGAAUGUGUGAAGAACUGUCAUCAUGGCCUGGGAUUUGCUCAACAUCAGAGUAUUCAUACUUCCGAGAAAUCUUUGGGUGUAAGGAAUGUGGGGCGUUUUAUAGCCACACUAAAUACCUUAGUGUUUGGAGAAGAUAAUUCUUGUGAGAAAGUCUUUGAAUGAGGAAUAUAGGGUAGUUGUUAUGUUCACAAUAUACUCCCUAUGAAAUACUUUACCAGAUACAGGCAUACCUCACUGAAUUGUGCAUUGCAGUUAUUGUGUUUUAUACAAAUUGAAAGUUUGUGGCAACCCUGUGGUAAGCAAGAUGAUCAGGUCCAUUUUCCAAACAUCAUGUGUGCAUUUCAUGUCUUUAUGUCACAUUUUGGUAAUUCUCAGAAUAUUUCAAACUUUUUCAUUGUUAUGUAUCUAUCAUGGUGAUCAAUAACCAGUGAUUUUUGAUGUUACUAUUGUAAUUGCUUUGGGAUACCACAAAUCCUGCCCAUAAAAGAUGGUAAACCUAGUUGAUACUUGUGGGUUUGGAAAGAAUUGUCAAAUAUACAACCAUAUACCCCCACCUAGAUUCAAAAUUAUUGACAAAUUUGCACGUUUAUUUUUUGUAUAUUUGUUGUACCAUUGAGAAUAAGUUUUAGACAUCAGGACACUUUACCCUUUAUUUAAUCAACAUGUGUAUCACCCAAACAUAAAGACAAAAUCAUAUAGCCGUUGUACCAUAAUUACCCUUAAGGAAACUAUUCAUAAUUCUGUAAUAU